Molecule: messenger RNA, 1144 nt
Organism: Raphanus sativus (radish)
Lineage: Eukaryota; Viridiplantae; Streptophyta; Magnoliopsida; Brassicales; Brassicaceae
Product: GATA transcription factor 18-like
Exons: 2
Coding region: 105-944 (279 amino acids)
Biological process (GO): flower development; regulation of DNA-templated transcription
Molecular function (GO): DNA-binding transcription factor activity; sequence-specific DNA binding; zinc ion binding
Source: RefSeq, a predicted model, not a curated record
CUUACUCCUUGAAUUUAUCUCUUCAUAUUUUCUUUAUUUUCUUUCAAUUUACACGUAGGGUUUUCAAAGUUAGAGAGAGAGAGAGAAGUGUGUAGAGUGAGAUAAUGCAGACUCCAUACAAUACUUCAACGCAGGGGCAAUAUUGUCAUUCUUGCUCAAUGUUCCACCACCAUAGCCAAAGCUGCUGCUACAACAACAACAACUCCAACUCAAACGCCGGCGUUUACCAGCAUAACGGCGAAGGUUAUUACUCUGCCUCCGUCGUUGACUGUACACUAUCUCUUGGCACUCCUUCCACACGUCUCUGCGAGGAGGAUGAGAAACGCAGACGCACUGCUUCAUAUGGUGCUUCUUCUAGCAUUUCCAACUUCUGGGAGUUGCUUCACACCAAAAACAAUAACACCAAAACGACGCCGUCUUUUGACGCCCCUUCUUUCUCUACUAGUAAUCCCAUCAAGCCAAUACUCGGUUGCUCCAGCAUUUACGGCGGUGGCGACUCUCUCCUCGCCCGACGCUGUGCCAAUUGUGACACCACUUCAACUCCACUCUGGAGAAAUGGUCCUAGAGGCCCUAAGUCCCUGUGCAACGCAUGCGGCAUUCGUUUCAAGAAGGAGGAGAGAAGAACCACGACGGCUUCAGGGAAUGCCGUCGUCGGAGCCUCACCGGUAGCAGGGGUUCCGUACGGACAUCACAAUGCCGGCUACAACAAUUACAACAUUAACCCUGGUAACAACAACAGCGGUACUUCGUGGGCUCAUCAUCACACGACGCAGCAGAGGGCUCCGUGCAACUAUCCGGCAAACGAGAUCAGGUUCAUGGAUGAUUACGGAAGCACUGGAGCUAAUAACGGUGACUCUGACGGUAGCCACGGCGGCGUUCCGUUUCUUUCGUGGAGGCUAAAUGUGGCAGAUAGGGCAAGUCUUGUCCAUGACUUUACCAUAUGAAAAAGAAAAAGAAAUUGACAUUAGAUUCUUAAAAUAGCAUUGUAGUUUAAUCUAGUUUUCUUAAAAAACGAAGAAAAUGUUUGAAAAAGAAGUGUAUAUCGCGAGACGAUGUUGAUGGUAUUGAUAGUGACGAUCUAAUUAACUUAUGACUUAACUAUUUAAAAUCAUUCUCUAUUGCAGAUUCACAGAUAUAAACCUAC